AGAGAGAGAGAGAGAGAGAGAGAGAGAGAGAGAGAGAGAGAGAGAGAGAGAGAGAGAGAGAGAGAGAGAGGAAGAAGGAGGAGGAGGAGGAGAAAAAGAGAAACAAAGAGACAGAAAAAGAAAGAAAAACGAAGGAACGAAGGAAACAAAGAAAAAGGAAGGAAGAGAGCAAAAAAGAAAAGAAAAUCACUGUAAAUGCAGCUCUCUCUACCAGGGAUUAACUAUAAGUUAAUAGUGAAGUGAGUAUAGCCUCCCUGUCUGUAGCUUCCAAGUGUUUCCGUGGGGCUGCUGUCUAAUGCUGAAGGAGAGCAUUUGCCCUUCCUUUCAUUCCCAACAACCUGUCACAAAGUAGAAUGUAAAACCGAGGUCCCUCCGCUUUCUCAAAGCCAUAUUCCUUUAAGAUGAUGUAAUAGUCAUUUCCCUGGAUGGUUUCUUGCCUGCACUGCUGAAACAACAGCAUCUGAACUGCACUGGGAACUGUGGAGCCACCCAGCUCAGCAGACAGAGCCGCGGAGGGAGAGAGUCAGCCAAACAACUCAUCCACCUUAGCCAGCCUGCCUUCUCUCUUGCUGCAGGCUGGCCCUCUCACAACCUUGCUGGUAACAUGGGAGCCUAUUUGCCCUUGCUGGCAGGUAGGAUGACUGUCUGGGAUCUUAUCAAAACAAGGCUGGCUUUCUUUCUGAUUCUAGGGUUUUUGGAAAUUCUGUGAGCCAAGAUUCCUCCUGCAACUCCCAUUUUACGGAUUAUUAUUCUUAUUUUUAGGGAGAGGUUUUGGUUAACUGUUACUGUUUUGCUUUCUCUCUUUCCCUUCCCCAUUUCCCACCACCGUCAGUCAACUUUCUGUGACUUGUUUUAACUUGAGAUUCGAAGUGGAUUUUUCUUUUCAGCAAAGAGAAUAUCUCUUGGCACUUUUUUAAAAAUUGAUAUCUCUGUUCUUUUUCUGAUCGGGAUUUUAUAUGAACUGGACUCAGUGUAGCUGUAUAUUCUGAUUGCUUUGCAAAUGGGUAUACCUUCACAAGAACUGGGUCUCAGACUCUCACUAAGAAUACAUUGGAGAAAAAAGGAGAUUCUUUUAAAUGUGUGGAAUCCUUCUCACUUGCUACUAAACUGAUGCAAAGGAUUAGACUAUAAUUCCACUGGAUUACAUCUUUUCAAAUUAAAUAAAAGACAAUGGCUCUGAGUGGAAAUUGCAGGAGUUACUAUCUUUCUAAAGAACAAGGGACAGUUCCCAAUUCCUUCCCAGAGGUUGUGGAACUGAAUGUUGGGGGCCAAGUUUACUUCACUCGCCAUUCCACCUUAGUAAGUAUCCCUCACUCUCUUCUUUGGAAAAUGUUUUCCCCCAAGAGAGACACUGCUAAUGACCUAGCCAAGGAUUCCAAGGGAAGGUUCUUUAUUGACAGAGAUGGAUUCUUAUUUCGCUACAUUCUGGACUAUCUCAGGGACAGGCAGGUGGUUCUGCCUGAUCACUUUCCAGAAAGGGGUAGACUGAAAAGGGAAGCUGAGUAUUUCCAGCUGCCAGAUUUGGUCAAACUCUUGACACCUGAUGAGAUCAAGCAAAGCCCAGAUGAAUACUGCCAUAGUGAUUUUGAGGAUAUGUCCCAAGGGAGUGAUACAAGAAUAUGUCCACCCUCAUCCCUACUCCCUGCUGACCGUAAGUGGGGCUUCAUAACAGUGGGGUAUAGAGGGUCAUGCACCAUGGGCCGAGAAGGUCAAGCAGAUGCCAAGUUCCGGAGGGUUCCACGGAUUUUGGUUUGUGGAAGAAUUUCCCUAGCAAAAGAGGUCUUUGGAGAAACUUUAAAUGAGAGCAGAGAUCCAGAUCGUGCUCCAGAGAGAUACACUUCCAGGUUUUAUCUGAAAUUCAAACAUCUAGAAAGGGCUUUUGAUAUGUUGUCGGAGUGUGGAUUCCACAUGGUGGCCUGUAAUUCCUCAGUGACAGCCUCUUUUGUCAAUCAGUACACAGAUGACAAGAUCUGGUCCAGCUACACUGAAUAUGUCUUCUACCGUGAGCCUUCCAGGUGGUCUUCCUCCCACUGUGACUGCUGUUGCAAAAAUGGCAAAGGUGACAAGGAAGGGGAGAGUGGCACCUCAUGCAAUGAACUCUCCACCUCUAGCUGUGACAGCCAGUCAGAAGCCAGCUCCCCGCAAGAGACUGUCAUCUGUGGGCCAGUGACUCGCCAGCCCAACAUCCAGACUCUGGACAGGCCAAUCAAGAAGGGCCCUGUGCAGCUGAUCCAGCAGUCAGAGAUGCGUCGGAAAAGCGACUUACUUCGGACUCUGACCACUGGCUCCAGGGAGUCUAACUCGAGCAAAAAAAAAGCUGUGAAGGAAAAGCUCUCUAUUGAGGAAGAGCUAGAAAAAUGCAUCCAGGAUUUUCUGAAGAUCAAAAUUCCAGAUAGGUUCCCAGAAAGGAAACAUCCUUGGCAAUCUGAACUAUUAAGAAAGUACCAUCUAUAGGAGAAGGCUGGGGGGUGGGGGAAUAACACACCUUAUCAUUUCCAAAUAAACAUCAUACACAAGAAUAUCCAUAUUUCAAAAGGAAAAAAAGUAAGAAUGUUUUAGGCCACAACAGUUCAUUGAUCUUGUACUGCCUAGUUUGCCUAGUUCACCUUCUCAUGUAAAAUCACAGGGUAAUUAAUUUUUUCCAGAUGUGGAAGCACAAUGAAAAUGCUAUUUGUAUGUGAGCUCUAGCAAACAUGCUGAAAAUGUUACACAGGAGAAAUGGUUACAGCAGCAACCAAGAAAACCUGGUGUUUACCUAAUCAAAACCAAGUGUUCCUUGUUUUCCCACCCAGUGGAAAGGGCCACUGAAUGGGGAGAUGGAGGAAAAGGGGUUUGCCUGAUGAUGUAUUUGCAAUUUUUAAUUUUGUUUUUAACUUUGUUUAUGGGGAAAAGGAAGGGACUUUUUGAACUUUUUAAUUAACUUAAACUAUGCUAUCUAGAUCAUAUUGGCUAUGUUGUUGGUACAUGUUUAUUUGUGUAUACAUGCAUAUGUGCGUGUACACAAGGACACAUAAGCAUAUAUAUUCAUGCUACAUAGAAUUCGAGGUCAGGCAAUGUCUGUGAAGUCACUUCAUUUAAUCCCUUGCCUCCUGACAGAACCUCUAUAACAAUGAAAAUACAUCUAAUUUCAAAAUGCUUUUCAAUGAAGGAUAUUUCAUAUCAUUUAUUGGGAUACCAUUCCAAUGGCGAAUGAACCUCACUAGUAGCUAACCUUUCUUUAUUUGUGAACUAAUUCCCAUGUCUACUCUGGGAUGAAAUUGUAACUCUUUUCUGUGUUGAGGAGUGGAGGGAGAAGAGCUGGAGACUAUUAUUUGUUGAAGAGCCUUUCAUACACCUGAAAACCAUUAUUAAAUCAAAAUUAAAUCAAUUUUUUGAUAAGAGAAUAGAGACCCGGUUUUCAUAUAGACUAAUUUUCCUAACCUUCAGACAUAUUUGAAGCCUUUGUACAACACUUACUUCCAGCUCUCCAUAUUUCUCUUUAGUGGUAGGACCAAAAACUAAGCAUGGCACAAUCUUCAAAGGUUUUCACUAGUGCUGAUUAUAAUAGAGAAAUUAAAAUUCAGUUCUUAUGUGCUUUAUUUUUCCUGAAUCCUCCUAACACAACAAGAUUUCUUACCUUUCUUGUGUCAUUUUUUAACUAGAGUACAACCCUGCUGACAAUUAAAAGUUACUUUGGUAUCUUUUGUUUACCCUUGAAAUACCAAGCUUUGGCUGUGUCUGUACUGCAGAAAGGAAAGCCUUAGCAAAUACCCUGUUGAUGUUACCUAUGUAGAAAGGCAAACCAAAUAACUGAAAUUCCUAAAUGGAUAUUUUGGUCCAUUUGGCUACCUAUCUGUAUUCCAGUGACUGGAUUAUUAUCAUAAAUCAAGACCACUAUGUAAAGAAGUAAUGAGUGGUAGCUCUCCUUGUAAUCUUAUUUGCUAUGGAUGUUCUUUUAUCUCUUUUUUAGGAUUGUGGUAUUGAAAUUUUUUUUGCUCUUUCUCUUAGGCACAACACAUGGAUUUCAAUGUGAACUAGAAAGAAAAUGUUAUUGUAAAUCAUUAACUAGAACCACCAAGUGAAGAACUUUAAAAAAUUGGGGGAAAUGUAUGUGUUAUGAAGGAAGGAAUUUGGAUUAAGUCAUCAGGACCAAAACAUAAUGAUUAAUGUAUUAACUCUUUCUGUUUACAUAUCUCUUCCCAAAGCUAAUUGCAUAAGAGGUUCUGCCUCAAUUUUAGUCAUCAGUAAUUGAAAGUCCCACAAGACUUGCAUUUCAAAACGGAAAGUUACAUCCAGUCAAGAUCUGUAUAGGUUUGUAUAUCCAAAAAAUAAUUCAAGAUUUUAUUUAAAGGCAUUGUGAACUACGAUGUCAACAGAAUCAUUCAUACAUUUGUUCCAUGGUGGUCAGUCAUUAGGUAUAGCUGUAUAUAAUCAGUCUACAAAUGAUUUAUUUUUUCAAUGCCAGGGAAGUCAGAUAGUCAUCUAAAUAACUGAGUUUUUAGGGAGGGGGUCAGAUUUGGGGCUAAGAAAAUUGAAAUGGGAAAGCUCAUCCCCAGGCUCACUGAUCAAAUAAUUCUCAAGGUCUCCCCAACAAUGCUGUCAAAUAAUUCUUGGCCAAAAGUGUCCAUUGAUUCUAGCACCCUUUCAAUUCAUAUCCAACUAAAUUGUCAACAAGAUACACUUUGGACCCUCAAAUAACUGGCAUGAGAUGGAGAGUUUGAAAAAUAAGCAACCCCUUACUUCUGCUGCAUACUUUUACAAAGGAAAUUAAAUAUUACUAUGUAACUUCACAUAAAAUCACAGUUUCUCUUCAUCCUAUUUGCCCAAUCAGUUCGCUAUUGCAUCUACCUGUUCACUUCUUCUUUUUAGCUUUAGAGAUAGGAAGGAAAUAGAAGGGAUAAAAAUCAUAUAAUAUAGUCUUCAAUUCAAUUUAUUAAGGGGCUACAAGGUGCAAAGUAUUUGUUUAAGAUGGUUUUGCUUGUUUAUUUAUUGUUUUACUUUUCCCUGCCUCUAGACUAUGUUCAUUCUUCAAUGUGAAUUGUCCAAGGAAACAAAACUAUUUUUGUCUUUCAGUUGUGUGAGUACUCGUUUACAAUUAAUCAUGGCACUGGGUACAAUGGUUCUUUUGGUAUGCUAAAUAUUCAUGAACAAUUAGACAACCUAGAUUAGAGCCAUCUUAUUAGCUACUUAAGAAGAGAAUCUAAGAUAAGUGGGGAAAUAUUCACAUGAGGUAGGAGUUUGCAAGUCUCCAUCCAUGCUCACUAUAGUAUAUAAAACCUCUUAGCAAGUUUUAAUUUUUCAAAAGAAUUUUAAUUACUGUUAAGGAGAGAGCUUUAUGUCAUUAUAGCCACUCUGAUCCUUUUCAUUUCCUGAUAACUAAAGUUCUGACAAAAACUAUAAGCUGAGUGAAUGAGAAAAAUUUAACUGGUGUUAUUCUGGGUAAACAGUUUGAUGCAAGGGGUGACAACGUGGCCAAAGAACUAAGUUAGUUAUAGAAUUACAAGAUUUAGAAGUAGAGGGAACCUUGGAAAUCAACUAUUCCAACCCUAUCAUUUUACAGAUAAGGAAACUGAGACCAGAUCAGCUAAGUGAUAUCCAAAGUCAUGCGAGUAAUGGUUACCAGGCCUAAAAAUUGAAAUAAGGUCCUCUGAAUUAAAAUUGAAUGAUUUUUAUCACAUACAUCAACCCUUUUAUCAUAUCCCAGUACACUGAAUUUCAGUGUUUGGGGAGGUACUAUUUCACAGAGGAGCCUUGAUCUAAAUAAGAUAUUUAUCCUCAAAUAUAUAUGAGAGAAGUAGUUUGCAAAUCUCCCAAUCUAUUAUUGAUAUCCAUCUUUUUACUAGCAAAAUGGGAAAUUGGACAGAUUUAUAGUGGGUCAUUGGGGGUGCUUGCAUUGUCAUAUCUGUAAGUUCCAACCUUGUGUUCUUUUGUGUGAUCCUCAUGUGAACAUCAGAAUUUUCCAAAAACAUGAGGCCAUUUUAUCCUUUUUAAAGCUAACUGUAGACACAACUUUUUUUACCCAAACUAUAUAGCUAGAGUAAAAUUAAUCAAAAUUUUCAUAUACUCCUGAUUUCUUUUGAAACAUAUUAUCUUUUAAGUCAUGUUUAUGCAAUAUCAAUACAACCUGCCAUUUCAGUGGUAAAAAAAAUACAAACAAAAAAAUCAAAGCAUUUUGACAUUUGUCAACAAAAUGAUCAACAGCUGAUUUAUUAACUUUCAUUUUUCAAUUGAUUAUGUUUGUUUAAGAUGGAUGUUAGUUUAUGUUUUCCCAGGGUAAUCCUUCUCAUUUAUUGCUCUUCUUUUACUUUCCUGAAUUUAAAGUUUAUGUCUGAGUUUCAUCCAUCUGUGUCAAAACAAGCUGGCUCUGGGAGAUUAUAGACAAAAAUAUAGGAUGAUUUGUAAAAUUACUAUUUACUAUUUCCCUAUCACAGUAGUAAAACCUUAUUUUUAUAUUUGGAAUUUGGAAUCUGUGAUUCCUUGGAGUCAUUCCAGCCUCCCAGCUCAGACAGUAUCAAGCAUAGUUUCAGAAUAUGGGAAAAUCUAAAAUAUUGUCAUUGUCUAUCAUUGGGUUUCACUGAUCUGGUAAACAUCAACUUUCAUGGUCUUUCAUUCCUAGGAAUUGAAAGGCUCUUUCCAUGCCUGUGAGAUAUAUGUUUUAAACAGCAAAUCAUAAAGAAAAAUGAAUGAAGGCUUUUUUUUUCUCUCUCUCUCCAUUGGUGACUUUGUGGCAGAUGGAUGUUUCUGCCAAUUUGCAUGCUGGGUUAUAGGUUUAACAAGGGCCAUUUCUCUCCUUUAAUAUCUCAGUAUUCUUGGCAUCUUGAAAUCUUGCUAACCCAAAGUUCCAAUUUAUUUAUUUUCUUUUAUAUUAUCAACAUGACACAGUUGAGAAAGAGAAUCAGAUGGAGUGUUCUUUUUACCUAGUUGGAAUGGAGUUAGAUGUCAUUUGCACAGGACUAUACAAUGAUUAAUACCUGUAGAAAAAUUAGACCAAAUGAAAUCUGCUGGAAUGGACUUGAUUUAUAUUGCCUUCAUCAUCCUGGUUUUAGAUGAAAUGGUUAUUGCUCUCCACCCCUGCUGAAAGAAAAGAGUCUUAAACUUUAAUAAUCACAGCCUUGUGAUGCGACAAGAGAGCUCAUUUGUUUGAAAUAUCUGUUUUCUCAUCUUGCCUUGCCAAUUGAAAUGGGGCCUUUUUUUUCACUGUGGCCUUCUUAGAAAGCUGUAUAUAUGAGAAGAGAUUUCAGAAUAUUUGAAAUAUUCUAAGUAAUUCAAGGAAUCUACUUGAAGUCAAAAUAUUCUUUAAUUCUAAAUAAAAGGAGCUAGAGAGGAGUAUUUCAAACAUAGAAAGAUGGUAGGUAGACUUUUUUCUAUUUCUCAUUGCAUUUUACUUAUUCCUUAAUAGAGAGAGCUCUAUCAGACACCUUUUUCUGUAUAAAGGUGAGAAGAAUAUUAGUUUAAAAAAAUAUAUGCUGUGUCAUCAGAAACCUUUCAUCUCUGGGUGGAGGGGCAAACAUCUCUAAGUGAGAUGGAGCCUAAUGAUACCUAAUUAGAAAUAAAGUUAUUACUUUUCUCAGUGACAAUUGCAUAUUCAUUUUUGGGUCCCCAGGCUUUUGUUCAGCCUGGUUCAAAGGAACAUGAAUGUGCCUUUGACAUUUAAUUAUUGAGUUGUGGAGAGUCAAGGUGAUUUCACCAAAAAAAAGUAGAACUAAAUGAAAAACAACCAAACUGACAAUGAAAUGAUCUAUGAUGCAGUAGGAGCCAAGCCAUGUUAAAUCAAUAACCCUCUGGGUCAAUGAACUUCUGAUGGGCAGCCAAUUAGACUCAAAAAGAAGAAUGAGGCUUUGAGAUGUCUGAAGACCUGAAACCAUAAAGCAAAUCCAAGACUUCAGGCAAAUACCAGUGGAAGAGCAAAAGAAUAAAUGAAUAAACCAGGGGCUAAGGAAUAUGUUUAGUGCAGUAGGAAAUGACUAUAUUGAAACACAGAAGAUGAAAUGGAGAUUGUCAGUUAUCCAGAUAUUUACCUCAAUGGAGGUGGCCAAGAGAAGAACUUUCUGUUAUGAUCAAGAAAUAUUUACUUAAAUCAAAUCUAUGUCACACAAAGUGAAGUGGAGCACUGGCAAUUAUCUGGGGAAUUUGGGCAAUCCAUCAAGAUGAAUUGACAAGAAAAUUCACCUAUUUCUGAUUCUGUCUACCCUAUUCUGUCCUUGAACUCCCUAGGUAAUCCACACACACUGCCUCAAUUCUCUGGCCCAUUGCCAAAUCUCAACUUCUCUGGGCUAUGUAAAUCUGGCUAUUGGCAGCUCCUAAAGCUUUGGUUGAGAUUUGAUUUGUUUAUUGGGUAAAGGAUUUCAGGCUCCCAGACUAUCUGCCUCAUUCCAUUUAGUAAUUCACUCUCAUAAAAAAUGAGAAGGGAAAAAAAUGGCCUGAACUAGUGACUCUCCGGAUCAUCCCAGAGGGGUGAUUUUCCUGUUAAUCAAUCUGACAUAAACACUCCUAAUGCCAGCCAGAGGAUUUAGUAACUCUUGACUCUUCAGCUACCUCCUCUGUCUUGUCAAUUUAAUCUUAGUGCUGACCUUUUGCUAAUUUACAUGCUUAUAUGCCUUAUAAAUCAACAGAUUUCCAGGUUCUUUCCCCAUUAGUAGCAGAACUCAGGAUAAAGAAAAGUAAUUGAAAGCAAUUGUUUCUAGACCGCAGAUGAGUGAGUUGGUAUACACCUGGAACUAGGUAUGUCUUAUGUACUAUUGAUAGGCAUGUGUUGUAGAUAUGACCUGAUCCACAGUAGGGAAAGCAUAAAUGAAAGAAUCAGUACUCUAUUAUGAAAAAGGAUCAUUGGCUAGUAUAAAAAAUCUCCCAUGUCUUAGUUAUGGAUAUAAGUGCAUGAAAGCAUUGACUUAACUCAGUCUCUGGUGUAAAAUGCAAAAUAAGGAAUAUUCAGAUACAUUCUCAUCUACUUAUGGGUCUAAUGGUCAAUUAAGUUGUUUAAACAACCAUUUCUAUUACUGAGGUUAAAAAAAGAUCCCUAUUAAUUCCUUUAUGAAUUGGUUUCCACUGAUGCAAAAAGUAUAGGAUGUUUGGUUUGUUAAUCACAAACAGAUUGACCAUUUGCAAUGCCCAUUCAUAUAGAUUUUUUAAAAAAUCCUUUCUCACUGGAUGCAUUAGCAAACAUGCCUAUAAUCCCUGCUUACUGGGAAAGCAGAGGCUCAUUGAUUAUGUGAGCUCAGGUUUUCUGAGCUUCAGUGGAGCUAAAGUUAAGAGAAUGCCUGCAUUGUCUGGCACUAAUAUCCUGAGCUCCUAAGAGUGGAACUGAGACUACCUAAGGAGAGUCAAACCAACCCAUAUUACAUAUAGCCCAAGUCAAAGUUCACAUGCCAAUCAGGAGUGGGAUUAGACCUGUGAGUGGCUAUUGUACUUCCAGCCUGAGCAAGAUACGGUAACUCUUUCUAAAAAUAAAUAAAUCUCUUUUCUAUUCUGUGUGAGUGUGUCUGUGUGUCUGUGAAUGUAGGUGUGUCUGUGUGUCUGUGCACAGUUGUGGAUUGCCACUCACUAACCAAGGUGUAGUUCCUGUCCGUCUCAUAGAGAAAAGGGAGAAGAUGCAGAAGUAAUAUGGGUAGUAGGGGGUAAGAGAAUUGUAUUUCAUUCAAACUGUCAACAUUCUAACAGGAGCACAAAAAUGAAUUUUUUUUUUUGACAAGAAAUACUUAGGAAGUCUUUUCAUUCCACAUGACCCUUUCAAAAAUAUUUCUCAGGCUAAACAAGAUUCAACAGCAAGGUGCUUUCAAAAGCUCAAUGGAAUAAGAGGAAAUGCAUGAAACAGAAAUAACAAAGGGCAGAGAAUUUAGAUUUCACAGCUGGAUCUCAAAUGGAGUUGCUUCAGGUUGAACUUUACUGUUAUAAAGAUGCCACUGUUGUUUUGGGGUUUUUUGUUUGUUUGUUUUUUACAAUUAUUCUCUUCAACCAACAAUGUAGACAUCUCUUGCUUUUGUUUCAAAAGAAGGACAUUUCAAGGUUACCACAGGUCUGGACUGCUGAACCUCAACUUGUAUACAACUUGUACUGAUAAUAAUUCCCAUUUACCUAUCACUUUUAUUUCCUAAAAAAAAAAAAACACUUUUAACAUAAUCUCAUUUAUCAAUGUCCUUGUGACAUAAUGGACUGCCAGGCUUAUUAGUCCAAUUGUCAUUUGGGAAAGUCAAUGCCUAGAAAGAUUGAGUGAUUUCUUUGAGAUCUCACAGGGAAGCAAAAAAGAAGCAAGACCUAAAGCCAUGAUUGUCUGCCUCUCACUUCAUUCUCUGUUUUUCUAUGCUACAUUGCAGCCAGAGCAACUCCCAAGAGUUUUAUUAAUUGACUUUAAACCCUACCUCUAUUUAUUUGUUUGUUUUACAAGUUAUCUAAUCUAUUCAAAGCUUAGGUACUGAGAUGCCAGCUCAUUAUUCUUCCUUGUAUUAAUAGAACUUUUAAGCUACAGAGCUUCUUUCCUAUAUCUCCCUACCAAAGGACGGCGGUUGGGGAUGGGGAACAGGAUAGCUGAAAUAAUAAAUUGACUAGCCUUACCGGUUCCCCUUCCUAUUUUCUUUCCUCCUUCUAUUCCUUCCUUCCUUGUUAUUUAAAAUAAUUCAUAAAUACCCUUGUUACUGUCUUCACUAUUUUUUCUGCUUCAAAAUAUAGAUGUAACUUCAAAAGAAAUAUAAUUUUUAAAGUAUACACAUACCUUACAUAAACACCACCCUGAAAAAAUCUUCUCAAAAUAGUACAAUGAUAACCAAAACUGGUGAUAACUUUGUAAAAUCCUGUAAUAACAUUAUUCAGCAAAUCUAAGCAAGCAUUUGAACCCCAUUGGCAUAAACUUUUGGGGGCAUCGGUCUGUUAUUGCCUCAGUGCUGUUUAUUAUAUAUGCAUAGAGAAUGUUCCUAGGGAAUUAAGUGUCCCUCCCCCAACAUUGCUUCACCAAAAUUUAUGUAAUCUAAGGAACUGAAUAAUGAUGUCAAUGAUUCCUACUUUUUUUUCAGAAGAAAAAUGAAUCUGCACUGUGAUAUACCCAUCUCAACUCAACAAGAUUUAUGAAAUGCCUUUUAUGCAAGGUGUUGUGAAUGCAAAGGAGGAAAACCGCUUUGCCCUAAGAGGGGUAGGGAGGGAUAUAUGUGAACAGAAACAGAUAUAUGAUAAUUUGAGGAGAGAGAAAAAACACUAACAGCCAAAAGGAUCCAGAGAGACUUCCUUCAAAAAAUGACAUGAUUUGAGCCUUGAAUAAAGCACCCAUGCAUGUUCCAUGCACAUACAUACAUACACACACAUAGGGUAUGGGGUUCACAUAUUUUCCCUCAUCAAUCCAUACCUACAGUCUAUGAUAUUUAUGAGCACAAACCUAAAAAGAAAUCUGAAUAAAGGAGAACUAAACUAUUCCAAGUCCUAGAGAACGGAGCUACUUGCUUUUUAGUAGUCAUUUACAAGGGUGAUGGUAACUGCAGAAGAAUCUACUUAAUUGGAACAAUUAAUUGUGGAAGUGAACUUGGAACUCUGUUCAAGUAUAUGCAUUGGUUACUGUUUUCUUCCUGAUGUUCCCCCAACUAGUCAUUGGAUAAAUUAAGUCUUUUCAUUGUCAGUUUAUCUUUAUUACCCCCUUUAUUAUAAAUGUCUUAACAUUUCAGGUGAUUUAUGCCAAUAUAGAAACAUCCAUUGAACAUCUUUGUGAUUAUAGCCUGGAGUGGUAGAAAGCAUGGAGUAGUAGACAGAAGACAUAAUUAGAGUUAGGAAGGCGUUAGUUCAAGCUCUGACUGUCAUAUCAAUCUGGGACCCUAUCAAGUCACUUAUCCUUCAGUAACCCAGAAAAUUCUUUAAGAUUGAAAGUAAUAGAUGAGAUGUGAGUGACUAUAUGUUGCUGGAAGGAAUUUUCACCCUGGGAAAGCCUUACACUGAUGAAAUCACAGAUCCAUGUUUCCUCUUCCCCUCCUCUAUUCAAGAAUUGUUAUUGUAAAGAAACAAACAAUUGUAAAUAAAUAAAUAUACAUCAUGUAUAUAAAUAUAGAAGCACAAGGGCACCUUGUAUUAACAACUCAGAGAUGCUUUAUUUGACCCCUAAGGAUAUCCCUGUCUACAAAAUACCAAAAGAGCUGGCCAAAGCAGCUAAAGAUCCAAUUAAUUUCCCCAAAAAUACAGUUGUUUUGUUUUGUUUAGACAAACCAACCAGUUUAUUUUCACUUUUCAAUUACUUACCUUGCAUGAAUGCGAUACAUAUGGUGAAUUUUCCAGAGCACUUUGCUUGACAUACCAUUGGAGUGCAAGAAGCUCAAUUUCUAAGGAAACCCUAUGCAAAUGAAGUGUCUUCUUUCAGGUACUCCUUGGGGUUAAUUCAAAAUACAAGUCUACACAGAGAACCUCAGACAAGCACAAAGUUCAGCUGAUUGCCUUUUCAUGGGCUUGUACCUUCCAUGUUACUGUCAGGUUGUACCAUAACCCAGAAAAAAAAUUUGCAAAUUGGUAUAACCAUUUGCAAAACUCUACUCCUCCUCCUCAAAAAAAAAAAUGACAUUAAAAGUGUAGGAGAAUUGAGUUUAGUGAGUAUGAAAUGUUCUAAUCAAAGGAAAAGAAGUUUUGGGGAAAUAGUUUUUGUUUUUUUGUUUUUUUCAAAAAGUUGGCACAGGAUAUAAACUUUCAUUUCCCUUUGGUUGUCCCAUUGCCCAUUUUAUUUAUUCAUCUUUUCCCCCAAAAGGAAAACAAUAGAUUCAAGUAUGUUGUUCUUACAGGAGGAUUUAGCCAAGGAAAACAGAAAAGAAAAAAGAAAAAUAGCUCCUGUCCCCAGGAAAUUAUCUUUCAUAGUGCUGCAUUUCUUUAUGUGUUUAAUUGAAGGCCUUAUGGAAUCAGGACAGAUGAAUGAUAAGAGCCUUCAUUGCAUUAUUUGAUCCCCAAAAUAGCAAAUUUAACAACAGUCUCCUAAAAAAUAAUAUGAAAAAAAUAUAUAAAUUAUAUGAUUCAUGCCCAAAUUUAUGUCCCAUGCUUCUAAGUGGAGUUUGCUUCAAAAAAGGUUACCUAGCAUUACUGUAAUGCUAUUGAUGGACCUCAACUUUUUUUUUAAUACUUUGAUUUUGAAAAUCAACAAAUCUCAAUGCUUGAUAAAAACACUUCAGAGGCCAGAAAAAAAUAAACAAGAAUUCUAAAAAGUUUGAACUUUGGUUCUUGGUCAAAUGGCUGUCUCUCUACCAUGCCAUAUUCAGCCAAAACUUGGAUUACUUUUUUUUUUCAAUUUUACCAAGUUUUUGAAUGCUUAGUCUUUUAAAAAGAAAUCACUGUCACUUCCAAUUGCUUCCCCUUGCCUCUCAUCUCUAACAGAACCUUGCCAUUUAUUUUCCUGUAUUUACUAAACAUGAAUAUGUAAAUACAUACAUGUGUAUAUAUUCACAUAUAUGCAUGUAUGUAAUCAAAUUGACUCCUGGCCAAAUAUAAUGCAAAAUAAUAGAACUGAAUCUAUUUUUAAAGACAAAGACCAUAUUGAUUAAGUAAUAUGGAGAUACACCAAUGCAAUUUGCCCAUGAUUAUUGAACUUUUCUGUCCAUCUGUCACUGAUUUCUUUGACGGUUGUGCUAUUUUCACCCUGGGCACAGGUUUCUGAAUUUCAUUGGUAACUUCACUGAGUGGUGAUCUCUAGGGAGGCCUUGUUCAUGUUACUUUCUCUGACCUCACUUAAGCACUGGAUGACUUAGCCUAUGCUGGGUCAAUUUGUUGCACAUUGAUGUAUACCAAGUGACACCCACUGAAUUACCUCUUCUCCUUUCCUAAUGUUGCUCACUUGUACAUAAGUGUAAUGUCAAAUUGUUUACAGGUUCUCUUGUGUGUAAUUGUGGAUGCAUUUCUAAUGCAAACUGUCAAAGGAAUCCGUUUUCCUGGAAGGCAUUAAAAUUGAACGUGCUUAUUACAGUAUAGACAUCACCAAUUGUGGACUCACUCAAAUGCAUGUCUUCAUGUUGUCAGUCCCCAGAAGUGGAGCAGUUAUUUGGGAAUUGUCUUCAGUCUGUGAAUAACAAAUAUACACAACUACUGUGACUCUAAUUACUCAGUAACUGUUUUUACUGUGGUAUGUAACACUGUAGCUUUUAGCCUGCUGUAUUUCCUUCCUACCUAUUUGUUCCUAAGAGAAAAGUGUGAUUAAAAAAAUAGUAACACCCUUUAUCCCAAUGGAAUUGCACACAGGAUGGGUGAUCAUUGGUCCAACAAGAAAGCAAUCUGCCUUUUACUGAACCAAUGGCUCUAAGCGGUAUAUAAAUAUAUACAUAACUAUGUAUAUAAUAUCUACAAUUCCAGUUAUUACCAUUCCAUCCUACCCCUCAUUUCCAAUGGAAAAAAAUCUACUAUUUUGUUUAGAAUUGCUGAUAGAUCAUGAGAAGACUCAUUUGCUAUUAUUAACAAUUUCCAUAUCCUGUUUAGUUAUUAAUUAUAGUAUGGUAAAUGAUACAGAUAUGGUAUCAGUAUUGUGAAAAUGUGUGGUUGAAACUACAAAAUGCAUUUGUGGAUAUAUUCUAAAGGACAGACCAGAAGCUGUCUCUUCUCACUGAAAUAUAUUACAGAAUAUCUUGUGAAUAUAAUUACAGAAAUUGGUAACUAUUUUUGUGUCCUUCCAUUUACAAUUCCAUUUCAUAUACAUUGUAAUUUACCACUAAUCAUAAUAAAUCAUUUGGUAACA
Messenger RNA from Monodelphis domestica (gray short-tailed opossum), 14647 nucleotides. It is a transcript of the gene KCTD16, whose product is annotated as potassium channel tetramerization domain containing 16. Lineage: Eukaryota; Metazoa; Chordata; Mammalia; Didelphimorphia; Didelphidae. Gene Ontology annotation, cellular component: postsynaptic membrane; signaling receptor complex; presynaptic membrane. Gene Ontology annotation, biological process: regulation of G protein-coupled receptor signaling pathway; protein homooligomerization. The record is from RefSeq and is a predicted model, not a curated record. Gene Ontology annotation, molecular function: protein binding.